GCUUAUUAUUUUAGUUUUAUCGGAUGAUCGAUUAUUUCGAUUAAUCGAGGAAUAAUCUUACAUUACUUGUUGUAAUAUUUAUAUUAUUACAGUAAGUAUAAAUAUAUAGCUAUUGAUAGCAACAUAUUUUAUCAUGUCCAUAGAUCUCUCGUGGUGGGAAAAACCACCUCCAAUUGUAGAGGACAAUGAAGACCUGCUCAGGAAGUACGUUUUAGACCCAGCUAUUCCUACUAAUGAACCAAGACUGCAUUUUUGUCCAAGAGUUCCUGAUAUCGACACUUUAUAUGAUAUACCCCAUGCUCCUGUUAGCUCUCGUGUAGUUCCAACCAGAAGCUAUGAAACAGGCGAGAUCAUUAAUUUUAUCGAGGUACCCAUUCAAAAUGCGGGAAGCAAUGCUAAAAAUUCUAUGUCUAUGCAAAGAGAACCCGGUCCAGCAGAAGAUUCAACGAGAGGCUCUGCCUCAAAUUUUCCUUUUUGGCCUGGAGGGUUUGACGAGCCGGAACAAAUCAUACAGUUAAUUGAUGUUGACAACAUUGUCUUUGAAAAGAAUUUCAAAACAUGCCCACCAGGAUUCACGAGUGGGCUACAUUUUACCAAACAGGGAUGUUCGCAAGCUGGUAUUGUUGAUCUGCUUUCUAUCGUUGAGCAAGAAGUUACUAUUUUACAAUUGGAUAGCAAUGACAAUGAUGAACAGAUUGCCUACAAAGCUGAUGAUCCUCAAAAACUCGGUAUCAAGUCUAUGGUUGAUGAUUUUUUAUUUGACACAGAAGAAAAUUCAGAAAAGAAAGUGCUUAAAAUUGCAGACAUUAAAACCAAUACUCCUACAACUGCAGAAUGGGCAGAAAUUAUGAAUGUAUCUAAACCUGUGGCUGACUUUCAUCUGAAAGUCCCUAAUAUGGCUCAUGAAUAUCCCUUCGAGCUGGAUAUCUUUCAAAAACAAGCUAUUAUAAAACUGGAGGAACACAAUCACGUUUUUGUGGCUGCACAUACAUCCGCCGGGAAAACAGUUGUGGCUGAAUAUGCUAUUGCUUUAUCGAAAAAACACAUGACUAAAAGUAUUUACACAUCCCCUAUAAAGGCAUUAUCUAAUCAGAAGUAUCGCGACUUCAAAACCAUUUUCAAGGAUGUUGGGCUAAUAACGGGAGAUAUUCAAAUAGAUCCCACAGCUUCCUGUUUAAUCAUGACAACAGAAAUUCUUCGUUCAAUGUUGUAUUGUGGUAGCGAUAUAACUCGAGAUUUGGAAUAUGUUAUAUUCGAUGAAGUUCAUUACAUAACGGAUGCUGAUCGUGGACAUGUUUGGGAGGAAGUUCUUAUAUUACUGCCUGAUCAUGUGUGCAUUGUAAUGCUGAGUGCAACAGUACCAAAUACAUUGGAAUUUGCAAACUGGGUUGGUAAAACUAAAAAGAAGCGUGUUUUUGUUGUUAGUACACCAAAGAGACCAGUUCCGCUAAAACAUUAUCUGUACACAGGUUGCGGUGGAAAAUCCAAAAACGAUAUUUUUCAAAUAGUAAAUGAGUUCAAUACGUUUUUAUUCGAUGGCUACAAAAAAGCAAAAGAAGCUUCUACGGCAAAACAAGCGAAAAAUAACACAAGAGUUCCUAAUCGCCAAGGCCAGUUCAACCAUAAACAAGAACAAACUCUUUGGAUUGGUUUGAUCGAUUACCUUCAAAAAACGGACAAUCUACCGGUGGUUGCGUUCACCCUUUCCCGUAAUCGCUGUGAUAACAAUGCAAAUGCGCUAAUGUCAUGUGACUUAACAACAGCUAGAGAAAAAUAUUUUAUUACAUCAUUCUUUCAGUCAUGUUUACAAAGGCUGAAAGGACCAGAUCGUGUACUUCCGCAAGUUAUUCAAAUUCAAAACUGUCUUCAGCGUGGAAUCGGAAUCCAUCACAGUGGGAUAUUGCCUAUCCUCAAAGAGAUAGUUGAAAUGCUCUUCGCUCGUGGUUUAGUGAAAAUAUUGUUCGCCACCGAAACAUUUGCUAUGGGUGUCAAUAUGCCUGCUAAGACUGUUGUGUUUGAUUCAACUAAAAAGUUCGAUGGUCAAACAACACGAAUGUUACGGCCGGCUGAAUACACACAAAUGGCGGGUCGUGCAGGACGACGAGGGUUAGAUUCAGACGGCACUGUUAUAAUUAUUUGCAAAAUGAAUGUUCCCGAAGAAAAUGAUUUGAAGAAUAUGAUAUUAGGAAAACCAAUGCGGUUGGAGUCUCAGUUUCGAUUAACUUAUGCCAUGAUUUUAUAUUUAUUGCGUGUUGAGCUAGUUACAGUCGAAAAUAUGAUGCGGCAUAGUUUUAGAGAAUUUGGGAAACAAUUGAAGUUGCCGGAAAAUAAAUUUGAACUCAGCAAAAUGGAAAAGAAAAUUUCGGAACUUUGCAAGUUAGGCGACCAUAUGCAACCAUUGUGUAAAUUUUAUGAUGCUGCAGCGGAAUACCUUGACAAUUGGAUCCAGUUAAUGCCAUCAAUGUUUCUUUCACAAAAAAUUUCCAACGAGAUGAAGCCUGGCCGUAUUUUGGUUGUUGCCCACAAAUAUUACAACAAAUUGGCCAUUUUACUAUCGAUUGAUCAUAAAUCUGCUAUAUUCAAAGUACUUGUGCUAAGCAACCAAUCAGCAACCGCUACUACUGAGAUAGAUAUGUUGGAUCGUGGUGAACUCUGGUAUCGUAUGUUGAGUUUAUCCGCUCAAUACAGAACCUUUGUACCUGAAGAAAUUGGUGGUCAUUGUGUGCUACAGAUAUCAAAUCGCGAUAUAAUGAAUGUUACCAAACAUUCCAUUAAAUGUGAUCCGACAAAAAUUAUACAGAAUUGGGAUAAUAGACAGAUACCCAGAUUUAAAGAUCAACCUCCAUCUCAAUCUGUGCUCGAUGCAGUAGUCGCUCUCACUGAGUUAAAUACCUCUAUAGCUAAUCAAACAAUACAAUUAGAAAGCAUAAAAUUCCAGUGGAAUUUAAGUCAACUCAAACAAAGCGAAAAUUUAAAAGCUGCGAAACAAAACUUGCAGCAUUACAUCCCAUAUACUGAUACUUCCAACUUUACACAUGAUUUCGCUAUUGUUUUUGAUCGCAAGCAGUUGGAAAAAAAGAUGGAAGAUCUUCGGUUUCAGGUGUCGUAUAAGAGCAUGUCCUUAUAUCCUGAUUAUUGUAACAAAUUAAAGGUUCUUCAAGAGUUAAAAUACAUCGAUGAUAUGCAACAAGUUGCUAUGAAAGGACGCGUGGCAUGUGAAAUGGGGCAGAAUGAACUGAUUAUAACAGAAUUGGUUCUACGAAAUAUUCUCACCGAUUUACAACCGGCAGAAAUCGCUGCUCUGCUUUCCAGUUUAGUGUUCCAGGCAAAAACAGAGGUGGACCCUAAAAUGACCGAAACUGUAGAAAAGGCUAAGAAAAUGUUUGAAGAAGUAGAAAAUGACAUUUGCUAUAUUGAAAAACUACAUGGUGUAAGUGAUAUGCAAGAAAGUGAUAAAUUAAAUUUCGGAUUAGUCGAAGUAGUAUACGAAUGGGCACGAAACAAACCAUUCGCAGAAAUCAUGGAGCUAACAGAUAUUAAGGAGGGGAUCAUUGUGCGAUGUAUACAACAAUUAAACGAAACUUUAUGUAAUGUGAAGGAUGCAGCACGGAUAAUUGGAGAUCCGGUAUUACAUAACAAGAUGGAAGAAGCCUCAAAUGCAAUCAAACGAGAUAUUGUUUUCGCUGCAAGUUUAUAUACAUCUAGAACACCAAUUGAGGUUGGUGAAGACCUAGAAUAACACGUGAAGAAUUUCCGACCGAUUGUUUCAAUUUUUGUUGAAGAUAGUUGUUGCGUGAUAUAUUAAAUACACAACCAAAUUCAAUAUUUGAAAACAUCGAAAA
Wyeomyia smithii (pitcher-plant mosquito) is the source of this 3842-nucleotide messenger RNA. RefSeq names its product SKI2 subunit of superkiller complex protein (gene tst). The record is from RefSeq and is a predicted model, not a curated record. Gene Ontology annotation, cellular component: Ski complex. The coding region runs from base 134 to 3739 and encodes 1201 amino acids. The transcript has 6 exons. Gene Ontology annotation, molecular function: ATP binding; RNA helicase activity; RNA binding. Gene Ontology annotation, biological process: nuclear-transcribed mRNA catabolic process, 3'-5' exonucleolytic nonsense-mediated decay. Lineage: Eukaryota; Metazoa; Arthropoda; Insecta; Diptera; Culicidae.